This is a messenger RNA of Papilio polytes (common Mormon), 1575 nucleotides long. Its product is annotated as basic salivary proline-rich protein 1. The record is from RefSeq and is a predicted model, not a curated record. The transcript is spliced from 3 exons. Lineage: Eukaryota; Metazoa; Arthropoda; Insecta; Lepidoptera; Papilionidae. The coding region runs from base 92 to 1318 and encodes 408 amino acids.
CUUGGUUUGUGGGCGGGGUGACAUAGAGUAUAUAAGAGAAGCGAAAGAAUAAUAUUAAGUACAGUGAUCUUGUUACUGAGGCGCCUCCGUCAUGAAGGCGUUGGCUGUAUUGGUAUUGUGCGCGGUGGCGGAGCAUGCUGCAGGAGGCGCGGUGGCGUGGCCGGGCGCUGCGGUGGCGUUGACAACUCCCCUGGUCAACGCCGUGGUGCAGCCUCACACUAAGGGCUUCGCUUACUCUACUACACAGUAUAUUAAUGCAUUACCGGCAUCAUAUACGUACGGAGUACGACCACAAUUCCCCUAUCAAGUUCCCGUAACGGCUUACGCCCCUUUGCCAGGAUUUCCGGCGUACUAUCCGGUGGGGACUGCUUCGUAUAUUCCACAAAGUAGUCUGAUUUAUCCUCAAAUACCACCUAUUGCAACGGGACAACCACAAGGACCAAUUUCUAGCGCUCCAACAGCUCCCAUUGCGCCAAUUGCACCAAUUGCGCCUAUUGCUCCGAGUAUACCGCAGCAGCCAAUUGUUCCACAACAGCCAAGUGUACCCCAACAACCCAGUGUUCCACAACAGCCGAACAACCCGCCAUCUCCUCCGGAACAAACGGCAGGUGAUGCGGAUACGACAGUAGUAGAGUCAGCGGAAUUCAUCAAUCAACAACAGGACCAACGAACAUCUAGCCCCGAUGGUCAACCACAGUCAUCGCCUACAAACAAUGUUUCAGAUCAACAACCCCAACCCCAAGUCCCAUCGUAUUUGCAAAACCCACAAAUUUCCCAGUUCGCGUCCUUCCCUCAAAUUCCUCAGUUACCCCAAGGCUUCCCGCAAUUCCCGCAAUUACCGCAGUUCCCGCAACUUCCAUCAUUACCUCAGUUCCCAGGCGCGCAAGAAGGUAUAUCAUUCCCACCGUUCACUCAACAACCAUCGGUCCCACAAACAUCGACUCAAGAUGACUCGUCUUCUCAAGAAUCUCCACAGCAAUCAACCCAAGCGGAACCCCCUUCCACAUCAGGAGAUUCAUCAUCUCCACAAUUCCCGCAACUGCCUUCUUUACCACAAUUCCCUCCCUCUCAAGGUGACUUACCACAAUUACCACAGCUACCGUCUCUUCCCCAAUUUCCUCCCUCACAAGGAGGUAUACCACAGUUCCCACAGUUUCCUCCUUCACAAGGGGGAUUGCCCCAAUUUCCGCAACUACCAAAUUUCCCUCAAUUCCCACCAAGCCAAGGAGGUUCCUUCCCUACUAAUUUCCCCUCUGCCGAUAACUCCAACAAAGGUAUAAACGACGAAGACACUAUUUCAGUUGAAUCUGCCAAAUAAAUUCUUGCAAACAACAUUUAAUUUGAUAGAAUUUAAGAGUGAAAAUAUUAUUAAGUAUUUAACCAUUAACAAAAACGUGAAGACUUAAGUACUAUGCUAAAACAUUCAUAGUUUUUUUCCAAAAGCGGUAAGGUGUAUUUACUUGAUACAUUGUUAUUAAAAGUAGAAACAAUUGUUUAAAGACUAAACAGAGGUAGUCUCUGUAGCACUAAGAUAAGAUAACUUUGCCUUGGAAAUAUUAAAACAUUUAAUUUAAA